CCGCUAGACGCUAAGCAUAACGAUUAACGUGUAUAUAUAUCAACAUUUCAAUCUCUUUCCUCGCAUCUCCACGCUAAACCAGUCCGUGCAAAAGCAACCAAAAAGCAAACACUCCCAACUGACAUACCAAUGUCAAGUUCUACCACAACUCAGGUUUCAAACCAGCUGGAGCCAUGGCUAGAUCUAGACGGCAAGGUGGUUCUCGUCACCGGUGCAUCAUCUGGACUCGGCUGGGACUUCUGCAUCAACCUAGCUCAAGCUAACUGCAAAGUGAUAGCUGCUGCGCGGCGCGUGGACCGUCUUAAGUCCCUGUGUGACCAGAUUAAUGGAAAUUCUGCUUCUCCUCGCGCAGUGGCUAUUGCGAUUGAUGUAACCGCGGAUCCGGCUAGUAUUGAAGCGGCUGUGGGCAAGGCCUGGGGUAUUUUUGGCCGUGUUGAUUGCUUGAUUAAUAACGCUGGUAUUAGAGGGAGCACAAGUUCGACGAUUGAAUUAACGAAAGAGGAAUGGGAUAAUGUGUUCAAGACAAACUUGGAUGGGGCAUGGUUAUGUUCAAAAUAUAUUGGAAUCCGAAUGCGUGAUGCGGGGAUUAAAGGAUCAAUCAUCAACAUUUCAAGCAUAUUUGGGCUCACCAGGGUGCAGAGCAAUGGGAGUCUUGCAUAUAGUUCAUCCAAAGCAGGAAUGCACGCCAUGACUACUGUAAUGGCCUUGGAUUUUGGUCCAUACGACAUUAGGGUCAAUGCUAUUGCGCCAUCGAUCUUCCAGUCUGAGAUCACCAAAGAUCUCUUUCAACAACAAUGGCUUAAAGAUGUGGUGAAGAAAAUUCUGCCCCUGCAGUUCACGGCCACGGUUGAUCCAGCAUUGACGGAAGUGAUCAGAUACUUGAUGCAUGACUCUUCCAAGUAUAUCACCGGCAACAUCUUCAUUGUCGAUUCAGGCACAACUCUUCCUGGUGUUCCCAUAUUUUCACGGCUUUGAUUUUAUUGUACUGCUUUUGGCAAAAAUAUAUGUUUGAUGCUCUUCUUGCUUAUAAGAAUCGGAGGUUAUAUAUUA
Messenger RNA from Daucus carota subsp. sativus, 1050 nucleotides. RefSeq lists its product as uncharacterized. The coding region runs from base 130 to 975 and encodes 281 amino acids. Lineage: Eukaryota; Viridiplantae; Streptophyta; Magnoliopsida; Apiales; Apiaceae. The transcript is spliced from 2 exons. The record is from RefSeq and is a predicted model, not a curated record.